This is a messenger RNA of Apis dorsata (giant honeybee), 950 nucleotides long. Its product is annotated as protein big brother-like. The coding region runs from base 240 to 950 and encodes 236 amino acids. Gene Ontology annotation, biological process: regulation of transcription by RNA polymerase II. Lineage: Eukaryota; Metazoa; Arthropoda; Insecta; Hymenoptera; Apidae. Gene Ontology annotation, cellular component: core-binding factor complex; nucleus. The record is from RefSeq and is a predicted model, not a curated record. The transcript has 4 exons. Gene Ontology annotation, molecular function: transcription coactivator activity; sequence-specific DNA binding.
CCACUGAGACGUCGCACGGUGCAGUUGAUACUCGUGUAAUUCGGCGCUCGGUGCAAAUUCCGAUUUAUUAUAUAUUCUUGUGAAAUCGCCCAAUCGAGUCCAUACCGUAUUAUUGCGAGAACGGAAGAGCAGUGCCAGCAAACUAGAAACGUGUCCCUAGAUUGGAUCGAUUUUCGAAACGAUUUUUGAUUUUUUUUUUUUUUUUGCUCAUUCGUUCCUCGAACAAUACCUCGUGCAAAAUGAUGCACACUAUGAGCGAACACACCGGUGGCACUGGAGGAUUGGGCGUCAGCGUGCUCCCAUUCGAUGGGAUGGGAUUGUUCGAGCAACAACGGCCCAGAUUUCUCUUCAAGAUGCCUAAGGUGGUACCCAAUCAGAAAGCCAAGUUCGAGACUGAGGAGUUAUUUAGGAGGUUGAGUCGCGAGAGCGAGGUCAGAUACACCGGCUACCGAGAUAGACCAGUCGAGGAACGCCAAGUGCGCUUUCAAAAUGGUUGCCGGGAAGGUUAUACGGAGAUCGCGUUCGCCGCGACGGGCACCAAUCUCCAGCUAGUUUUCGGCAACGCGUCCGGAAAUUACGGCGGCGACAUAAACGAUUGCGAUUUUGAGAAGGAGCGCGGCAAGGUACACCUGAGAUCCCGGCUGAUCAUGAACGGCGUGUGCGUGAUGUGGCGCGGAUGGAUCGAUCUCGAGAGGUUGGACGGCGUCGGUUGUCUCGAGUAUGACGAGAAACGCGCCGCCGAAGAGGACGCCCUACUCCGGGACCAGCUCGAGCGUUACAACCAACGCGUGCGCGAUUUCGACGAGAAGCAACGGGCUUACAGGAGCUCGGCCGCACAGCCGCCACACUUGAACCACCAUCACCACCACCAUCAUCACCACGGUCAUCACGGCCACCACGUGACGGGGGCAGCGGAUCCAGAGAUGGAGGUGAGGCUGAGGGCUUACUGA